CCGGACGUUUACUGGUUGCUGGUUUGGAUUCGGAUUCCAGAUUGUCGUUGUGAGCCGAGGCGUUAGCUGUUGUUGAUAACAUGAUCAGCCUGUUUAACUCCCGAUGGUUGACUUUCACCUUCAGACAUCCGCGAACAGCAGCUACGGCGGCUCCCAAGGUUAAUCUGUCCACAGCCCGUCCAGAACCUGUCAUUCCAUCUAAGGAGCCCAUAAAAGUGGAGCUUGUUGGAGGAAAAAGCUACUCAUGGUGCACCUGUGGAUACAGUCGGAAACAGCCGUUUUGCGAUGGAACCCACAAAACCAGAGCACAGGGAAUGAAGGGGCUUCGCUUUGUACCGGAGAAAGACUCCACGGUGUGGCUGUGUGGAUGCAAGCACACCAACAAUGCGCCUUACUGCGACGGCACACACAAACAGGACUUCAUCGUGUCUGCUCCGCUGCAUGAAUACACAGACUGAUGAAGGCGAAGAACCCUGAGGACAGAUAUGAGUCAUUGGGAGAAACAUUUCAGAGAAAACAGCAUCAGGGCAGUUGGGUUUUUUUUUUUUUUUUUUUUUAAAUCAGUGGGGCAUGUUGCCAGUGAACUAAAUGGCAUCUAGGUUUCCGCUAUUAACUUUGAAGAUGAGUGAUCUUACAGAAAUAAAUUGUUCUUGAACAUG
This is a messenger RNA of Poeciliopsis prolifica (blackstripe livebearer), 659 nucleotides long. RefSeq names its product CDGSH iron-sulfur domain-containing protein 3, mitochondrial-like. NCBI's taxonomy places the organism in Eukaryota, Metazoa, Chordata, Actinopteri, Cyprinodontiformes, Poeciliidae. The record is from RefSeq and is a predicted model, not a curated record. Bases 81 to 458 code for a protein of 125 amino acids. Gene Ontology annotation, cellular component: intracellular membrane-bounded organelle. Gene Ontology annotation, molecular function: 2 iron, 2 sulfur cluster binding. The transcript is spliced from 3 exons.